Molecule: messenger RNA, 3514 nt
Organism: Durio zibethinus
Lineage: Eukaryota; Viridiplantae; Streptophyta; Magnoliopsida; Malvales; Malvaceae
Product: protein NETWORKED 2D-like
Molecular function (GO): actin binding
Source: RefSeq, a predicted model, not a curated record
AGGUACCUUGCCGCUUUCAUGGCUUAUUUAUUACAAAGAAAUUGCCGCAACAAUAUAUAUUCGGGCGAAGAUUGCUCACCUCUAUGGUCCCAAAACAAAAACAAAAAACAUAGAUUUUGUUGUUGCACGUUUCUUCGUUUGUUUUUUUUGUUUCUCUUCCUUCUCUUAUUCCUUGUUGUUUCCAUGUCUUCUCUUUCUUUUAUGGAGAAUCAAAGUUGAAGAGACAGAGGAUAUAGAGUUUUGCAUUCUUGACAGGAACAAAGAAGAGAGUUUUUUUUUUGGCAUGAUUUUGGUAUUGCAAGAGAGAAGAAAAGGAAGAUAAAAGUUUUAGGGGUUUGAAAACAUGUUGCAAAGAGCUGCUAGCAAUGCAUAUUCAUGGUGGUGGGCUAGUCAUAUCAGAACAAAACAGUCAAAAUGGAUGGAACAACACCUUCAAGAUAUGGAGGAAAAAGUAGCGAAUGUGCUUAAACUCAUUCAAGAAGAUGGAGACUCCUUUGCCAGGAGAGCAGAAAUGUACUAUAAAAAGAGGCCAGAACUGAUACAUUUUGUGGAAGAAUCUUACAGAGCUUACCGUGCCUUAGCUGAACGGUAUGAUCACAUAUCAAAAGAGCUACAAAAUGCAAACAACACAAUUGCUUCUGUUUGUCCAGAGCAAGUCCAGUUUGCAAUGGGUGAUGAAGAUGAAUAUGGCUCACCGAGAUUCCCAAAGAAGUUUUCAGAAAACUCGAAAGGCAAUAGCCCCAAGGUUCCAGAGCUUCCUGUCAAGGAUUUGGAGGGUUUAAUAAAAUCAGCCACGAAGAAAAUGCAACAUAAGAAAUCAACAAAAGCCACAAUGACUGCAGUUCCUAAAUCUGGUUUGAACAAGGCUGAGGGACUUGAGGAGAUUGACCGGCUUCAGAAACGAAUCCUGGCGUUUCAGACUGAAAAAGAGUUCAUUAAGAGCUCUUAUGAGAGUGGGAUGGCAAAGUACUGGGAAAUAGAUAAUGAGAUAAAAGAAAUGCAAGAGAAAGUUUGCAGUUUGGAAGAUGAAUUUGGUGAAGUUCGAUUCAUUGAAGAUGAUGAGGCUCGAAAUGUGAUGGCAGCAACAGCUCUAAAAUCAUGCAAAGAGACAUUGGCUCAGCUGCAAGAGAAACAGGAGAGAUCAGUCAUGGAAGCAGAAGUAGAGCAGAAAAGGAUCAAGGAUGCCAGUAAGAAGUUGGACUCUCUCAAGAACAAGUUUCUUUUAAACCAAGUGAGUCAAGAAAAACCAUCUGCUGGGGAUGAAUCCGUAAUAGCAGUAGAAAAGUCUAAAAGGUUAGAACAAGUAAGUGAUACUACCCAAAAGAGAAAGGACAUGGAGUCCUUAAGGAAUAAGAUAAAGGAGCACUUUGAGGUUAGCCUUGGUGAAUCUUUGACUAUGACAGAAAUGGCGGAGAAAAUUGAUGAACUUGUGAACAAGGUGAUCCACUUAGAAACUGCAGUCUCAUCCCAGACAGCUCUUAUCCUGAGACUUAGAACAGAGAUUGAUGAGCUUCAAGCCCAGAUUCUGACUUUGGAAGCUGAUAAGGCCACACUGGUUGAUGGAAAAAAUGAUUUAAGGAACAAGCUAAGGGAGAUGGAGGAGAAGUUGCAUGGGAUUCAGGAUUUGAACCAAAGCGUUGAAGACCAAAACAACAAUCUCCAAACUCAUUUCACUGAAGCACAUUGUAAUCUUGAUCACCUUUCCGAGAAAGUGCAAACUGUAAAGCCAGAUGAAGAGCUUGAAAGAGAGAAGAGCUCUUCUUUGGAAGUCAAAUCCUCAAAGGAGAUCACAGAUCUCAAUGAGAAGCCGAAGAAGGUCAAAGCAGGCAAGGAAUUUGAGGUAACUGAUGCAUCAGAAAGAGAGAAGUCUCCAGACGAAGUCAAAUCCCAAAAGGAAUCUGAAGAGCAAGAGAUCAGAAGUACGGAUCCAAGUGAUAGCUGCAAAAAUUUGCAGUGUGCAAAACCAGAAGAGAUGGUUGUAGCCUCAGGUUCUUUACAAAAAGAGGAGGACUAUCUGGUUAAAGUCGAAUCACCAAAAAAGUCAGAAGAAAAAGGAGAAAAACUUGAUGGUUUUCCAAAGGGUGGGGAUGUGAAAUUAGGAGGGAGGGAGGAUCCAGAAGAACAUGACUCUGUUACAACUUCUACAAAUGGAGGCGUUAGCCAUGAAACUUAUAAACCUUCAGAGAAUUGUGAAGACCUGAUAGCAGAGGACAAAGUUGAUCAGCAAACUUCGUCACAGAUAGCGGAUAUUCUUGCCAAGGUUGAAUCAAAAGAACAGGAAAGAGGGCAACAGGAUGAGCCAGACUGGAAGCAGUUGUUCUUGAAAGGUAUGGAAGACAGAGAGAAGCAUCUACUGAUGGAAUAUACUACAAUGUUUCGGAGCUACAUGGACACCAAGAAGAAGCUCAUGGAAGUAGAGACAAAUAACCAGAACAGCCUGUUUGAGAUAACAUUGCAGCUAAAGGAACUGAAGAGCAAUAAUACUAUGAAAGAUGAAGAGAUUAGAUCCUUACGACAGAAACUAAGCCUUCUCCAAGCAGGUCUUGGUGAAAACAACAAUACUGAUCAAUAUGUUGAACCUAGAGUAAGUUCAGAGAAAUCAAUAGUGACUGAAACCGAAACAACUGCGUCAUCAGAGAAAGUGAAAGAAGACAUCAGAGUGAUGCUAAUUAACCACUGUCAAACUACUUCAGCAAUUGAAGAAAAGUUCCGGAUAAACAUUGAUGAAUUGCUCGAAGAGAACUUGGAUUUCUGGUUUAGAUUUAGCACUGCCUUGCAUGAGGUAAAGAAAUUUGAAACUGGAGUGAAAGAUUUAGAUGCUGAGGUAUCAAAACUUGAGGAAAGACAGAACCAAGGUGGAUGUAGCUCUGCAAAAUAUUCACUAAAAUCAGAUGCACGGCCAUUAUACAAACAUCUGAGAGAAGUGCAGAAUGAAUUGACUGUCUGGGUGGAAAAAAGUUUAUUACUAAGAGAAGAACUGAAGAACCGAUUUUCAUCUUUGUGUGACAUUCAAGAAGAAAUAACAAAGGCUUUGAAUGCAAGUGCUGAAGACAAUGACUUCAAGUUCACAAGUUACCAAGCAGCAAAAUUGCAAGGUGAGAUUUUGAACAUGAAACAAGAGAAUAAUAAGUUGCAGAUGAACCUGCAAGCCGGUUUAGAUCUUGUAAUAACACUACAGCUUGAAGUUGAGAGGACUCUGGCAAAGUUGACUGAAGAUUGGGGACUUUCUGGAUCUUCUGGAUCCAAAAGCCGUCAAAGUAGCCAACCGCAAAACUCAGAUAGUCGGUCUGGAGUUCCGUUGAGUUCAUUUAUCUUUGGUGUCAAACCAAAGAAGCAAAGGACAUCCAUUUUUUCCUGUGUACACCCUGCACUGUAUCGGAAGUACAAUGGUUUACGAUCAGGACGUAGUAGCAGCAGGUGAACUGAUUGACAUGUUUUCUGUUGGCUGUAGAUGUUUAAUAGUCUGUAAUUGUCAACAUGAGAGGACUAUUUUGCUUGUAUGUAUUCUUCAUUC